Messenger RNA from Exaiptasia diaphana, 927 nucleotides. Its product is annotated as ATP-dependent DNA/RNA helicase DHX36. The record is from RefSeq and is a predicted model, not a curated record. The coding region runs from base 227 to 910 and encodes 227 amino acids. Lineage: Eukaryota; Metazoa; Cnidaria; Anthozoa; Actiniaria; Aiptasiidae. Gene Ontology annotation, molecular function: DNA helicase activity; G-quadruplex RNA binding. The transcript is spliced from 4 exons. Gene Ontology annotation, cellular component: cytoplasm; intracellular anatomical structure; nucleus.
CCCCUUUCAACAAGUCAAAGGUUAUUUCAAGACCCACAGUAUAUCGCUCAUCCCUCUUUCCCCCUCCCCUCCCCUUCCCUCCCCUCUCCUCCCGUCCCCUCCAAAAAUGAUGAACACUUCCUAAAAUGACACCAACAACCAAAAACAUUGUUUAGGUGAGACAAGUUGACUGCAAAAAUCUGUUCAUCUCUUUUCUCUUUAUUUCUUUUUUUUUUUUUUUUAGGAAAUGGGAUUCCCAGUAGGAAGCUCAGGAACAUCAAUUUUAUCCAAAAAAGAAGAAAUCAACAGAGACGAUGAACCAGAGGAAAUUCAAAUACCUGAAUGUGUAAUGAGCAGAAUAGAGCCUUUACUUGUUGUMUCAAAUCUAACAAUGGAGAAAAUUACUAGCAAAUGUCAAAGCACGUUAUCCARCAGGGUGUAYGAGCACCCAUCACAGGAGGACACUCAUCAAAAAUGUUCCUUACAUCAGUCUAGUGCUGUUUGUGGAAAUGAUAAGGAGAUUUAUGAUGUUUUUACUGGUGGAAUUCUAAAAAAAGACGAGGACAGUGUGCAACUGAAUAAAACUUUAUUGAAAGAGUUGUCUGACUUACAAAAAAUAAAUAGUCCAAUGAUGAGACAAAUACGAGAAAGUACAGAGAACCUUCCAGUCACAAAAAUGAGAAAUGAAGUAACUAACUUAAUCAAUAGCAACCARGUAGUUCUUGUGUCUGGUGAGACAGGAUGUGGGAAGACAACCCAGGUCCCUCAGUUUGUCUUGGAUGAUGCCAUUAAAAAGGAAAAGGGUUCAUCCUGUAAUAUUAUUGUCACACAGCCUCGCAGAAUAGUUGCUAUGUCAAUUGCAGAAAGAGUGGCUAAAGAAAGGGGCCAAGAACUUGGGAAAAGUAUUGGCUAUCAGGUACGUAUCGAAUAGAUCAAAAGAGCAUUUUA